Messenger RNA from Pteronotus mesoamericanus, 1064 nucleotides. It is a transcript of the gene CD79A, whose product is annotated as CD79a molecule. Gene Ontology annotation, molecular function: transmembrane signaling receptor activity. Lineage: Eukaryota; Metazoa; Chordata; Mammalia; Chiroptera; Mormoopidae. Gene Ontology annotation, cellular component: membrane; external side of plasma membrane; B cell receptor complex. Gene Ontology annotation, biological process: B cell receptor signaling pathway; B cell differentiation. The transcript is spliced from 5 exons. The record is from RefSeq and is a predicted model, not a curated record. The coding region runs from base 46 to 726 and encodes 226 amino acids.
CCCAGGGCAGCUGCAAACCCAGACGAACUAACCCACUGGUAGAAGAUGCCUGGGGGUCUUGGAGUCCUGAAAACCCCACCUGGGAUGAUUGUCCUCCUCUUGAUCUCCACUGCUGACCUGGGCCUAGGAGCCCAGACCCCGUGGAUGGACUGGGGCCCGCCAUCAGUGACGGUGAGUGUCGGGGACAAGGCCCACCUCUGGUGCCUGCACAAUAGCCUCCCUGGCAACCUCAACUUCACAUGGUGGAAAAUCCUCCAAGGCAACGGCACAUGGCCCCCUCGAUUCCAAGGCAAAGGCCAUGGCUCCAGGGGUGAGCUGAUCUUCCCGCUGGCGAGAAAGAACCUCACAGGCCUGUACAUGUGCAAAGUCGAAAUAAACAACACGCUGAUCAGGCACUCCUGUGGCACCUAUCUCCGCGUGCGUGAGCCGACCCCCAGACCCUUCUUGGACAUGGGCGAGGGCACCAAGAACAACAUCAUCACAGCCGAGGGGAUCAUCCUGCUGUUCUGCGCUGUGGUGCCUGGGACACUGCUGCUGUUCAGGAAACGAUGGCAGAAUAUGAAGUUUGGAGUGGACUCCCGGGAUGAUUAUGAAGAUGAAAAUCUUUAUGAGGGCCUGAACCUUGAUGACUGCUCCAUGUAUGAGGACAUCUCCCGAGGCCUCCAGGGCACCUACCAGGAUGUGGGUAGCCUCCACAUUGGAGACGUCCAGCUGGAGAAGCCAUGACUGUGACCAGCCAACCUGGCUGGCCCUGCCUGCUGUGGUCCCGGUCCGGUGUCUCCCCCUUUCCCUAGAACCAGCUCUGUUCACAGUCAUUCCCAGGAGUGCCCUGCAUCAACUUCCCCCUUGGGAGAUCCGCUCUUUCUCCCUCUAGGUUGUCCUCCUCCCCUCCACACAUCCUAAGCGAUGCUCCCCGCCAAUGCCUUUUCCAGGCUCCCACCCACUCACCCACUCAGCUGAUAAUGAGCCCUUAAUUGCUGCCUCUAGGGGCCUGAUUGUAGCAGCCUCGGUGUCACCUCCCCCCUCCCAGCUCUGGCACGGCCACUUAGUGAUAAUAAAUGCUU